Molecule: messenger RNA, 1808 nt
Organism: Cuculus canorus (common cuckoo)
Lineage: Eukaryota; Metazoa; Chordata; Aves; Cuculiformes; Cuculidae
Exons: 10
Coding region: 116-1411 (431 amino acids)
Cellular component (GO): centrosome
Source: RefSeq, a predicted model, not a curated record
GGUCUUGGUGCUGCUCGACACUGCUCAGGGCUCCCCACUGCUGCCCUUUGGAGUUUUGGGCAAGAAGCUGCAAAGAGCAUCCCUUUCCCUGACCUGACAGCAAGGAGCAAGCGUGAUGGAGGGCUGCUGCACUGUCCCCAUCAGCUCGGAGCUGAGAAGCUUGUUUCCCACCCUCCUGCACCUCUCCACCAAAGAGGUUGUGGACAUCUGGGACGCUGUGUCUGCGUACAUCCUGGAACAGCUGAAGCUGGACAAGGGGGUCCAGGUCGCAGGACUCGGCACUUUUGCUGUGCUCCGUGAGGAAUUCUACAUGAAAGGAGACGUGCAUGUUGUUCGACGACCAGUCUUCCAGGUGGACAUGGAUCGCUUCAGCCUGGGCCCCACAGUGCUUAUCCCUGGCGAUGUCAAGAUCAAGCUGCUGGACUACCGGUGGCUCUCGCGAGCCACCUCCUUCCCGAUGAGCAUCUUGGAGGGCUGUGUGCAAGAGACCAUCCUCCUGUACUAUUUCCAGCUGAGGAACAGGCAGCACAUUGACUUCAGCUUCCGGGACAUCGGCAUUCUGUGCUGCGAAGGCGAUGGCCUGUGCAUGAGGUUUUAUGCCGACUGCGUCUCCAGGCUGGAGAACAAGGCCAGGCAUAUCGCGCUGCUGCACACUAGCCUGUGGAUGCCAGGAGCCGCUGUCUCCAAUGGAGCAACCACCACUCGGGGGAUGCGGGCUGCUCCGGACCGUGUGUUCCCGAGGUUCCAGAUCAUUGUUACCAGCAGAUCGGGGGCCACGGCUCCUAAGAAGCUGCUGAAGAAGCGCGAGAGGUUCUGCCUCCCUGUGCUGCCCAGCCAGCGUCCAGGCAUGAGGGAGCAAGAGAUGGGGAAGAAGACUUCUGCCAUUGUGCUCCCCCCGUGCCCAGGCAGCUCCCCCAGGACGAAGGAGCUGGGCAAGCAGGAGGCAGCUCCUCUGGGCAAGCCCAGCACUGCCCUCCCGGCUGCACAAUGCUGCAAGAAAGCGCUGCAGGAGGUCUGGCAGCUGUCUGCGCAGCACGAGCAAGUGAAGGGCCCGUGGAAGGAGUGGCGACAGCGAGAAGAGGCGGAAGGAGUGGCAUGGGAAGCCUGGUCUGCAGGGAAAGUGAAAGAGCCGCCCCAGGCACUCGGCACUGGAGGCACUUGGACUCCCCACCCUCCAGCCCAGCCCAGGGGAAUGGAGGAAACCAAGUUCCAUAGGAAGAUUAAAGUUCGUCUCCCAGCAGAGGCGAUAGUGGCAGCCCCCAGGCUGGGGAAACUCCAACCUGGCCUUUCCCCACGAGCCGUCCAGGUCCUGGAAAGGCUGGAGCCAUAUCACGAACAACGCGGCAUAUACGAGAGUUUGGUUGCGAUCAACAGAUGGAAGCUGGAGCAGCAGAGUCAGCUCCCCGGGUAACUCUCUCCAUGAAGGGAUGGUGCUUCCGGCGGCUGCAGGGCCCAACCCUCCACUGAGGGAGCCCUGGAAGAAAGAAGGCAUUUCUCGCUUGGCUCUUGUGAGACAGAAGCAGGUUCUGCGUUUUUGGGGCGACGUAAGGAGUUUCUUCAACGGCAGAAAAGCUCAGCCCCUUGCAGCAAGAGUGGGGAGACCUCUAAGAUCCUGAGCUUGCCGGGCAACAGCCUGAACUUGUUCAGUCUAUGUUGUUCUAUUUGUUCAAAGUGUUUCUUUAAAUACUUUCUUAAAUUUGUUGUUGUUGUUGUUAAUAUCCUGUAAUGGCUGAUCCGCAGACACAUCGAUGGUCAGUGCUCUAUUAAAAUCUUGAGGGGUCCUCCCUCCAUAUUUUAACAAAGCCUUU